Lizanozyma spartinae is the source of this 2256-nucleotide messenger RNA. It is a transcript of the gene DBP7, whose product is annotated as putative ATP-dependent RNA helicase. Gene Ontology annotation, cellular component: nucleus. The transcript has a single exon. Lineage: Eukaryota; Fungi; Ascomycota; Pichiomycetes; Serinales; Debaryomycetaceae. The record is from RefSeq and is a predicted model, not a curated record. Bases 1 to 2256 code for a protein of 751 amino acids. Gene Ontology annotation, molecular function: ATP binding; nucleic acid binding. Gene Ontology annotation, biological process: ribosome biogenesis.
AUGGAGGACGACGGAUUGUUGAUGAACUUUGAGAUGGGAGGUGGUGAUGUUGUGGAGCCCUCCAAGAAUAGAAAAACUAAAGUAGCUGGGGGUAGAUGGAAAGAUCGUCGGAAGUUACAGUUAAAGCUUCUGGGAAGAGGAAGAAACGAUAAGAAUUCAGGAGCUGUUACAGGAUCGAAUACCACUGCUAUUAGCAAUAAGAAAAGAAAUAUUGGUGGUGGUGGUGAUGAUGUACCCAAAUUUAGUGGAGGUGGGUUUCAUAAAAAGGCUAAGUUUCAAGAGUCUGGUGGUGAAUUUGGUGGUAAGAAUAAUUCAUAUGUUUCAUCUUUAUUCCAUGCUAAUGAUAAGAGUGGUACAUUGAAACCUACAACAACUAAAGAUGAUGAUGACACUAAGCACUCACCUUCUAAUGCUCCCCUUACUGAUUCCACGUCAUUUGAAGGUUUAGGUAUUAAUAAUAAACUUAAUACUCAUUUGACAGAGUAUCUUCGUUUGAAAACUCCAACUAGAAUUCAGCAAGCAGUAAUUCCAAACUUUUUAGGUGCCCAACGUGAUUUGUUUGUUAAAGCUCAAACUGGGUCAGGUAAAACCUUAAGUUUCCUUCUCCCUAUUCUCCACCAAUUGAUGCAAGAACGAGUCUCUCGUGAUUCAGGGGUUUUCGCAAUUGUUUUAACUCCUACAAGAGAAUUAGCCACUCAAAUCCAUGGAGUUUUGGAGUCGUUGGUCAGAUGCCAUCAUAGCAUUGUUCCGGGAAUUGUUAUUGGAGGUGAAAAAAAGAAGUCUGAGAAGGCAAGAAUAAGAAAAGGUGUUAAUGUAUUAAUAGGAACUCCCGGUAGAUUGGCUGAUCAUUUAGAAAAUACCAGUGCAUUAGAUAUUAGUCAAUUGAGAUGGUUAGUUCUUGAUGAAGGUGAUAGAUUGGUGGAUUUGGGCUUCGAAGAAACAAUUACUAAGAUUACUGAUGAAAUUACAAAGAAAUCUAAGAUAAUGGAUAGUUUAAAUCAAUGGCCUUCCUUCCCCACUAGAAGGGUCAAUGUCCUUUGUUCUGCAACUAUUCAAGAUAAUGUCAAAAAACUUGGAAGUAUCAUUUUGAAUAAACCCCAAAUGAUAAAUAUUGAAGGCAAUGAUGAUACUGACCAUGGAACAGUUUCCUUUGAUGAUGAUGGUCCAACUGAAGAUAUUCAUACGUUUACCACUGCACCUGAUCAAUUGGUACAAUCUGUAGUAGUUGUUCCUCCAAAACUUCGACUAGUCACUUUGAGUGCCUUAUUGAAGAAGCUUUCAUCGGGGCUUGAAGACAAUGAUGAAGCCUCAAGAUCACUUGUAUUCUUUUCUUGUUCAGAUUCAGUUGAUUUUCAUUUCAAUGUCUUCACUCGUGGAGGGAAAAGAUUUAAGAAAGUAAAAGGAGAAGAUAAAGUUGAAUAUGUUGCAGUCGAUCCUGAGGAAGAUGAUAAAGGAGAUAAAGAUGAGCCAAGUCUUAUGAGUGCCCCAAUAUUAGGAACUGAUACUGUUGUAUUCAAGCUUCAUGGUUCUCUUACCCAACAAGCUCGGACGUCAACUUUACAAUCACUUAUUAAGAACCAUUCUAAAGCUAAACAUGCUAUAUUGCUUUGUACGGAUGUUGCAUCCAGAGGGUUGGAUUUGCCCAAUAUUACCAAUGUCAUUGAAUAUGAUCCCCCUUUCAGUGUUGAAGAUCACUUACAUAGAAUUGGAAGAUCUGCAAGAGUUGGUAAGUCUGGAAGUGCAAGUUUAUUCUUAUUACCUGGUUCUGAAGAAGGUUAUGUUGAUGGGAAACUAAGAUCAGUUCAUCCUAAUGAAGGCAGCUUGAAAAUUGUCAGUUAUGAAGGGAUACUUAAAGAUGGAUUUUCUCUGACAUCUGAUUCAAAGGUAUCAAAGCAUAAUAGAGAAGGUAAUUGGGAUACCCAUGCUACAACUUAUCAUCUUGAUAUUGAAAGAUGGUUAUUGGAAGAUCAAACGCAACAUGAAAAAGCCAGCAAUGCAUUUAUUUCUCACAUCAGAGCAUAUACUACGCAUUUAUCAUCCGAAAGAGCUUAUUUCAAUGUUAAAUUGUUACAUCUUGGGCAUUUGGCAAAAAGUUUUGGAUUACGUGAAGCUCCAAAGAAACUUGGGAAGGGUGCUGGGAGUCAUAAAUCUGGUGAUGAUGGCACUACUAAACAAAAGAAAGAAGAUCCUAGAAAGAAGAUGCUUCGAAUGGCUAAAAUGGCUGUUGCAUCUGGUAGUAGUGAGUUCAAUUAUUAA